AUUGACACUCCCCUCUUCUCCUCCUUCUCACUCUUUGAAGCCGGAAACUGUUGGCAGCUUCUUCUUUUCUCUCUCGCUCCUCAAGCAAAGCCAUGGCUUCUGCAAACCCAGUCCAGUCCCUUCUGCAUGAGCUCACUUGCUCCUUCUGCCUGAAGGAGUUCAUGGACCCAGUGAUGCUCAUCGGAUGCGGGCAUAACUUCUGCAAAGCUUGCAUCACUAAGCACUGGAAAGGCUCCCUUAAGAACGUCUGCUGCCCUCAGUGCAAGAGGUGUUUCUUGAAGGCCGAGCUGCAGCAAAACGGGCCGCUGAAGAAGAUGGUGGAGGCAAGUCGGCAGAUCACCUGGGGAAGCCUGAAAGAGCCAGCCGUGUCCGAGAGCACCUGCCCUUCGCACAAGAAGCCUCUGACACUUUUCUGCCAAAAGGACAGCAUCCUGAUCUGUGCAAAGUGUGAGGAUCAGCAUCAGGACCACACCAUCCUGCCCAUACAGAAGGCUAUUGACGAGCGAAAGGAGCAAAUUCUGAGCAAGCUGAAGCAACAACAAGUUUCGGUUGAAAGGUUCAAAGAAGCUCUUGCAUGUGGUGCCAAGGAACUGCUGGAUCAGGCAAGCCUUGCACACCAGGCGCUAGUGACUGAGGUCGAAAACUUCUGCCAGUCUUUGAAGGAUCAGGCGCAGUUCCUGGUGCUCUACCUGGAAGAGCUGAAAAGCACAAUCUUAAAGAAGAAGGAGGAAGACGACAGCAAAUAUACCAGGGAUGUGACUCAGCUCGAUGUCUUGACCAGUGCUGUAGAGACGAUGUGCGCUCAGUUAGGGGUUGAGCUCCUGAAAGGACCACCCCAAGUCGAUGUCUUGAUCAGUGAGGCAGAGAAGAUACAUCGUCACCGAUCGGAUGAAUUUUGCAAGGAAUAUGAAAUGUUCACCAACUGGUUUGGUGAAGAACAUUAUAAGGAAAACAGUUCCGGGGAUCUGGAAAACAAAUGCUACGAAAUCACUGAGCUAAAUAAAACUUUGAAGAAGACGUUUCAGAAAUUCAAAGGUCAGAUGGCAACUGAGCUGUGGAAAGCCAGAAACAAAGUCCUGAAGAAAUAUGAACAAGAAAGUGUGUACUUGGAUCGUGACACAGCGCACACCUCGCUGGUCCUUUCAGAGGACCAGGGGAGCGCCUGGAAGUCGCACGAGUCGCCUGAGGAGAUGCCUUAUCACCCUGAGAGAUUUGAGAACCGUCAGUGUGUGCUGGGCUUAAACGGAUACACCUCGGGGAGAGUCUACUGGGAAGUUGAUGUGGAAAAGGCGAAAGAAUGGGGUGCUGGGGUGGCCAGAAAAUCCGUGGAGAGGAAGGGCCCUCUGGACUUUAACCCUGAUGCCGGAAUCUGGGGAGUAGGCCUAGACAGAGUUGGGUUAAACAAGGGGUACUGGGCUUUCACCCUUCAAGGUCCUAUUCCCUUGACCGUGCCAAAACCCCUCAAGAAGAUCCAGGUGUAUCUAGAUUACAACAAAGGGGAGGUGUCAUUUUGCAACGCCACCGAUGCUGAAACCUUAAUCUUUACCUUCCCUCUGGCCGCAUUCAAUGGAGAACAAAUCUAUCCCUGGUUUUGGGUUGGGAAGGGGCCCAUCAAAAUAUGCCAGUUAGAACCAGAAGAUAUCGAGUUCAAACUGGUAGAGGCUGGGCUUAUUAAACCUUGGGAGUACAGUGGUAUCUCUGGUUUUUGAUAAAAGAUACAGUGGUAACUCUGGUUACGAACUUAAUUCGUUCCGGAGGUCCAUUCUUAACCUGAAACCGUUCUUAACCUGAAGCACCACUUUAGCUAAUGGGGCCUCCCGCUGCCGCCGCGCGUUUUCUGUUCUCAUCCUUAAGCAAAGUUCUUAACCCAAGGUACUAUUUCUGGGUUAGCAGAUUCUGUAACCUGAAGCGUAUGUAACCUGAGGUACCACUGUACUAUGAUUUCUGAGGAAUCUCCUCUUUGUAGGCAUUCCCUGGAUUUGCAACUCCUAAGCACUCUUACUUCCUGUUGCAAUACAUUCCCCUUUGUAAGUUGGGGUCUGUGGCCAGCUCCCUCCUUGCUUCCUCUACUUAAAUCACUUGGGUGGGAAUGGCCUCAGGGCAUCUUCCUGUAUGGAAAUCUUAAGUACCGGUCAGGUGGUUAAGCAUGUGACCCUGUUUCUUUUCAGGAGGCAGUCAAUUCGGAAGGGAAAGGCGCACAAACGAUUGCAGCAGUUGUACGUAUGGGGCUGUAGCCAACCUAGUGACGCGCUGGGAUUUCUCCUUGCAUGAUGGAAUAUUCUCUCCCUCUGCUCCCCCCAACCUAUUUUUGAGGUCCUUCCAACGCUCUGUGGCAGUUUGGGGGAGGGGGGAAGUCUCAUUGUGCAAGUAGAAAUCCUGGUGCUGGCGGGACGCAUUAGUUGAACACUUCCCUCAGCUUCCAUGCCUAUCGAUGCAAUGCUGGGUGUGGAAUAAAUCAGGACAUAUUUUUGGUGCAUGCCUUGUUUUUUUUGGGGGGGGGUGGAGUGGUGUGGAAUGCAACGUGCAUUGCUUUGUUGGUAUGGCUCCAUCAAUACUGUUGGCAACCUGGUACCAUCCAGAUGUUUUAGACUACAACUCUCAUUGGCCUCAGGCAGCAUGGCCAUAUGGAGUUUAGAACAUCUGGAGGGUGCCAGG
Molecule: messenger RNA, 2655 nt
Organism: Podarcis raffonei (Aeolian wall lizard)
Lineage: Eukaryota; Metazoa; Chordata; Lepidosauria; Squamata; Lacertidae
Product: E3 ubiquitin-protein ligase TRIM39-like
Exons: 7
Coding region: 93-1709 (538 amino acids)
Molecular function (GO): protein binding; zinc ion binding
Source: RefSeq, a predicted model, not a curated record